Molecule: messenger RNA, 1516 nt
Organism: Pogona vitticeps (central bearded dragon)
Lineage: Eukaryota; Metazoa; Chordata; Lepidosauria; Squamata; Agamidae
Gene: POC1A
Product: POC1 centriolar protein A
Biological process (GO): cilium assembly
Cellular component (GO): centriole; ciliary basal body
Molecular function (GO): protein binding
Source: RefSeq, a predicted model, not a curated record
UAGGGCGGCCGGAGAAGCGGGCAAACUGAAUUGCUCGGGCGGCAACAAUCGUGACGGCGCUUGGUUCCGCUUCGGUUCUCCCGCCGUCAUGGCGUUUGCUUGCUUGGAAGAUCCAACAUUAGAGAGGCAUUUUAAAGGCCACCGAGAUGCAGUAACUAGUGUGGAUUUCAGUCUAAAUAAGAAACAGCUUGUAAGUGGCUCUAUGGAUUCUUGUUUGAUGAUCUGGAGCAUGAAACCUCAGAUGAGAGCCUAUCGCUUUGUGGGUCACAAAGAUGCAGUAAUGUGUGUGCAUUUUUCACCAUCUGGCCAUUUGAUUGCUUCCGGUUCUAGAGAUAAAACCGUUCGCUUAUGGGUUCCAAGUGUCAAGGGAGAAUCGACUGCCUUCAAGGCCCAUACAGCAACCGUCAGAAGCGUUCACUUUUCUACUGAUGGGCAGUCGUUGGUUACAGCCUCUGAUGACAAAACAGUUAAAGUGUGGGCUGUCCACAGACAAAAAUUCUUGUUCUCCCUAAGUCAACACAUCAACUGGGUUCGUUGUGCUAAAUUUUCGCCUGAUGGAAGACUGAUCGUAUCCUCCAGUGAUGACAAGACUGUCAAACUCUGGGAUAAAACAAGCAGAGAAUGUAUACAUUCUUUCUGUGAGCAUGGCGGGUUUGUACCUCAUGUGGACUUUCACCCUAGUGGCACGUGCAUCGCUGCAGCCGGCACAGACAACACAGUGAAAGUGUGGGAUGUUAGAAUGAAUAGGCUUCUGCAGCAUUAUCAAGUGCAUAGUUCUUCAGUGAACUGCUUGUCCUUUCACUCCUCUGGAAAUUAUCUAAUUACUGCUUCUAAUGAUUCAACUUUAAAAAUACUGGAUUUACUAGAGGGGAGACUGCUGUAUACACUUCACAGCCACCAGGGUCCAGCUACUUGUGUUUCUUUUUCAAGAACGGGCGACAUCUUUGCUUCAGGAGGCUUCGAUGAGCAGGUAAUGGUAUGGAAGACAAAUUUUGAUGCUGCUGAUUAUGGUGAUGUAUUAAAAACGAGGAAACAAAGUACGAAUGUGAAUGGUGCUGAUUAUGGUGAUACUCCAGGAGCACAGAAAUCCAACACAAAUAUGAAUGGUGCUUUUAACAGUGUGCAUUCGGCGAUGGAUUUUGGGGACGUGCCAGAUAAACAAAAAAAUCAGGAAACCACAGAAUCGGUUAAAAGGCAGCGAGAACAAAUGGAUGAGGCCAGUCUGGCCACCACCCUCCAGCAUAUUGUGGGGCAGCUAGAUGUUCUUACCCAGACUGUUUCCAUUCUGGAACAGAGAUUAACCUUAACAGAAGACAAGCUGAAGGAGUGUCUUGAGAAUCAACAAAAGAUUGCUCAGAAUAAAUCCAACUGAUUCCCCAAGAAACUUGUGAAGCUAGCAUUGCUUGGCUGCAAAUCUGUGUGCAUUCUAAGGAUUUCAUGUGAAUAUUUUAAAUGAAAUAUUUCCUAUUUUAUUAGAAUAAAUUGUACAUCUAACAGUGUGUGUAAAUAGAUUUUG